AUGUGUGAGUAUGCAUGGGCACUUAUGAGAGCACACAUAUUUGGACUUCUACUCCUCUCCACAUGCAACUUCAACCCCGACCACAUCAACGAUCUCCCCACCGAACUUCUCAACCAGAUCUUCCGCGAUGCCGCGGCAGACUUACCAUCCCUCUCCAAAGUCAGUAGACGCUUCCAUGGCAUGGCUCAGCCGCAACUCUACAAGAACGUUAGUUUUGGCAAGGAGCCGCAACGAUUUAGCUCAUGCUCGCUGCUGCUGUUUAUGAGAACGAUCAGUACUAGUCCAGACCUAGCGAAGAAAGUUAAGUCGCUGGAAAUGAGCUGCAUGCAGAGGUGCUACCAGGGAGCAGACUGUGGUGACUUCCAGUGGAUGAAGAAGGAGGAACGAGUUGCUAUUGAGAACAUCUGUAUGGGUUAUGUGCAGAAUUUGCAGCUUUGGUCUCGAUCGGAUUGGACUCAGGAGUUAAAAAAUGGCACAAUAGGUGCCUUUACUCAACUCCUCCUUCUGUGGCUCCCAAAUCUCGUAUCUAUUUCCUUGCAAGGCCAAACCUGGGACGCAUUCCACCUCCUCACACUCAUAAGCCGGACCGUCCCGAAGAAGACAAUGUUUCCGCAUCUUAAGCAUCUAGAUCUCCGCUGCAAGUCUGAUCAUACUGGUAGAAAAAACACAAAGUUCGCUUUUUCUGGAUUCCGAUUCCUCCUGCGAAUCACUUCUUUGCGCAGCCUCACGGUUGACAUGGACGAGCCGAGUACUCCGUGGCCAGCUGCUCUUCAUGCUCCUAGGGAACCUAGCACUCUGACAUCUCUUGAGAUAACCCUUCGCCAUGAAGAGAAUAUCGGCACAAUCCUCCACCUUGUCCCUUACCUUCAAAAGCUCACAUGGAAAGUUUCGCUGGAGGAUAAACGAAACUUGUCCUGUGAUAUACUCCAGACAGCACUGUUAGGUUGCAGUACGUUGCAGAAAAUUCGAAUCAUCCCCAAGCCCGCAUUCGGUGUUUUCGAGCAAUCCCCAACCGUAACAUUACAAGGGACUAUCAGUUUCAUCGACUUCCAUCACCUCCGUAAUUUAGAGAUUCCAUUCAGCAUGCUACUUGGGUGGGGAGAGCCGAAUAGGGUGGUUCUAACCGAUGUCUUGCCCAAAUGCCUGCACCACUUGAUUGUCCUGGGAAAUCGGAUGGUGAAGCAUCAAGGGGAAAUGUGGGGUACGAUUGGCCUUCUCAAUGUAUUGCGACCAUACUUAGUGGAUGUGAUUCAUGGGCAGGGCCCUGUUCCGAGGGAGUUGAAGACGUUGACGUCGAGGAUUGGAUCGUAUCAAUCGAGGGAGCACGUGUCUGAGCAAGUUGAGAGCGAAUACCGACCUGUGACGAGACUGAAUGAUGAGCUAAGGAGUGUUUGUAAAAUCGUGGGAGUUGAGUUCAACCCGUAG
Messenger RNA from Cadophora gregata, 1425 nucleotides. RefSeq lists its product as uncharacterized. The transcript is spliced from 3 exons. The record is from RefSeq and is a predicted model, not a curated record. Gene Ontology annotation, molecular function: protein binding. NCBI's taxonomy places the organism in Eukaryota, Fungi, Ascomycota, Leotiomycetes, Helotiales, Ploettnerulaceae. Bases 1 to 1425 code for a protein of 474 amino acids.